ACCAAUUCACAACUUAAUCUUUGUUAAACAAACUUAAGAUACCUUUUCACUUUCUUGUCUGUGUGGGUUGCUUUGAAAAUGGAAGAAAUUGAUGUUCCUCCAUUUUUUAUCUGCCCAAUUUCUCUGGAGAUUAUGACGGAUCCUGUUACAGUUCCAACAGGGAUCACAUACGACAGGGAAAGCAUUGAGAAGUGGUUGUUUUCAGGGAAGAACACUGCAUGUCCCGUUACGAAGCAAGUUAUUGCAGAUUGUGAACUUACCCCGAAUCAUACUCUGAGAAGAUUGAUUCAAUCAUGGUGCAUGUUAAAUGCUUGCCAUGGAAUUGAAAGAAUCCCAACGCCAAAGCCACCCAUCAGCAAAGCUCAGAUCACCGAACUCCUCAAUGAUGCCGCCAAGUCACCCUUGCACCAGAUAAAGUGUCUCAGGCGGCUACAAUCAAUCGCUUCCGAGAAUGCUACAAACAAGAGGUGCAUGGAAUCUUCGGGCGCGGUCGAGUUCUUGGCUUCAAUUGUGAGCAAUUACGACCCUACAGCUGUUGACGGAUUGUUAUAUAAUGAAUUCGAGCCAAUAAGACCAACUGAUGAGGCUCUAAACAUUCUGUACAAUCUCCACCUCUCAGAAGCUGCUCUCAAGAAUCUUAUGCGCAAAAAUGGUGAUAUCGUAGUGUCCUUAACGAGAGUAAUGCAACGUGGAACCUGCAAGUCUCGUGCUUAUGCAGUAUCGUUGUUGAAAUCAAUGCUGGAGAUGGCUGAUCCAAUGCAACUCAUCUGCUUGAGACACGAAUUAUUCGUCGAAUUGGUUCGAGUUUUACGUGAUAGAAUUUCUCAGCAGGCCUCAAAAGCUACACUGCAGUUGCUGGUAAGUGUUUCUCCAUGGGGAAGAAACAAGGUCAGGGUAGCUGAAGCAGGCGCGGUACCUGUCUUGAUUGAAUUGCUUCUUUGUUCAUCACAGAAAAGGGCUUGUGAAACAAUACUAACAGUGCUCGAUGAAGUUUGCCGGUGCGCCGAAGGCCGAUCCGAGCUGCGAAAUCAUGGAGCAGGGCUUGCUAUUGUUUCAAAGAAGAUUCUUAGGGUUUCUCAUGUUGCAAACCAAAGGGCAGUGAGAAUUCUAUUGUCUAUUUCAAAGUUCUGUGCCACUUCUAAUGUGCUUCAAGAGAUGCUGCAAUUAGGGAUUGUGGCUAAAUUGUGCUUGGUGCUUCAAGUGGAAUGUGGACACAAGACUAAAGAGAAAGCUAAGGAGGUGCUCAAAUUGCAUGCUAGGGUAUGGAUGAAUUCUCCUUGCAUACCUAGCAAUCUGCGCUCUUCAUAUCCAGCUUCAUCAUAAUGAGAAAAGCUAAACAGAUUCGAUAGUUUCAUACUUUGAACGUAGAGUUUAACUUAGUUGAUUUGUGUAGGUAUCCUUGAAAGGAAAUACUAGUAUGUCUUUAAAUCUCACCCUUUGCAACCCUUUUUCUAUCUUUAGGCGAGACAUUUGUACCAAAAAGAGUUUUAAGCAUUCUUUCCCCCUUU
Molecule: messenger RNA, 1508 nt
Organism: Gossypium raimondii (Peruvian cotton)
Lineage: Eukaryota; Viridiplantae; Streptophyta; Magnoliopsida; Malvales; Malvaceae
Product: E3 ubiquitin-protein ligase PUB23
Exons: 1
Coding region: 79-1323 (414 amino acids)
Biological process (GO): protein ubiquitination
Molecular function (GO): ubiquitin protein ligase activity
Source: RefSeq, a predicted model, not a curated record